Messenger RNA from Halteromyces radiatus, 2530 nucleotides. Its product is annotated as Chs5p-Arf1p-binding proteins-domain-containing protein. The record is from RefSeq and is a predicted model, not a curated record. Bases 57 to 2267 code for a protein of 736 amino acids. NCBI's taxonomy places the organism in Eukaryota, Fungi, Mucoromycota, Mucoromycetes, Mucorales, Cunninghamellaceae. The transcript is spliced from 14 exons. Gene Ontology annotation, molecular function: protein binding. Gene Ontology annotation, cellular component: exomer complex. Gene Ontology annotation, biological process: Golgi to plasma membrane transport.
CUUGUUCAACGCGUUCUCAACUUUUUUUUUUUUAAUUACUAUCAUCGUAUUUAUUAAUGGCUGAUACCUUGAAAGAUAUUCCAGAAUUCUUUGAAACUGAACUUGGAGAAUCCAUUAUUGCAAGAACUGAUGCUUUAGGCACUUUUCGUGAAUUAGGACCUCCUGAUCUUUGUCAUAUUAUAAAAACGAAUGCAAAACCUGGUGUGAGAGAAAUUGGUAGUUAUCAUUAUGUUUCUGGUGUAGAUGCUUCUUCCUCAGCUACUCUGGCUGCCUAUUUGAACUCUUUGACUUAUUCUAUGGAUGAAAAUCAAUCUUGGUUCACGAAAUCAAAUGCUUGGAGAAUUCGAUCUGGAAUCUAUUGCUGUUUCAAUGCCUUUUCUCGUGUCGAUGUUCGAGUGGAAGUCAAAAUUCCUGGUGGUGUUGAAAGCUAUUAUGUUGAUGUUCGUGGUGAACGUCAUGAAGCUACAUCAAGUAUUUGGCAAGAAACUUAUUUAUCGGCAGUACUUCGAGCUAUCUUGUAUUCGGAUGAUAGUUAUUAUCGAUUGGCUGGUUAUAGAAAAGUGGAUCCUAUCACAAGUUUGACAGCGGAACAAAAGUUUUUGGAGGCUGUGGAAAGUUUAUUCUUCAAGGGUUGGCAACUGGGUAGUAAACCUGAAAUACAAACAGCUACUGUGGUCCACAAUCAUUUGACAUCUGGUGUGAUGAAAUACUUUAGUGAUAGUUUCCGAUAUGGUCCUGCUAUUGAAUUAUUUGAAAAAUUACAAAAGAAGGAUCCUGAAAUUGGUGCUCUUUUAGCUGAAGCUUAUAUUGGUCAAAAUGAAGAAAUUAAAGCAGUUCAAAUCCUCUAUGAAGAUCUCAAAUUGGUACCCAUGAGUUAUUCCUUAUUACAUGUACAAGUCGACUUCUUACGCUCAAAGGGUGAAUAUGAAAUGGCAUUAAAGUUGGCUAAAUUUGCCGUCAACACCACUCCUUCCGAAUUUAUGACUUGGGCCAAACUUACUGAUGUAUAUAUUGAUUUGGGUGAUUAUCAAAGUGCCUUGUUGACUUUGAACUCCUGUCCUAUGUUUACUUACAGUGAAAGGGAUAUGCAUCGUAUGCCAGCACCUGCCAAGACACAUUUACCUAUCAAAACGGAAAUUGCAAGUUCUGGUGUUAUGGAAGAGGAUACAGUGGGUCGUGAAAAUGAAGCUGAUCCUAAUCUUCUUCGUCUCCCAGCACCUGCUUUACAUGGUACCUUUGCCAAAGCAUAUGCAUUACUGACUCGUCUUGCUACCCGUAUUGGAUGGGAUGAUUUACUCAAAUGUCGAUCACAUGUAUUUGUCAUGGAGGAGGAAUACCGAAUGCAAAAAGCCAAAGAAGAAGAACGAAAAACCAGCUUUUCCCACAGUUCCAUCCAUCAAGCCACCACCACUACUGCUAACGACACUUCUGAUGAGACAUCUGCCACCACUGCACCUCAACAAAAUGGUGAACAACAAAAUGAUGAGAAGAACGAAGAAACAACAAAUUCAUCGGAAAUCAAGGAAUCUACAAACGACGACGAAUUAGCCGAGAAAUUGGAAGAUGUCAAUUUAGAUGAAGAAGAUAAUACUCCUUUGAAAGCCUCUGAUACAACAACAUCUCCUCCUCCCGCUGCUGCUGAUGUCCCCAAGAUGGAAGAUACUUCAUUAGAACGUCCUCGACAAGCUGCUGAAGAUCCAAAGAGUGAUGAUAAGGAAGCUCGAGUCAAGGAAGAUGUCAACUUUUCCUUUGGUAAUAAACGACUUUGUGAACGCUGGUUGGACAAUCUCUUUAUGGUGUUAUACGAAGAUUUGCGGAUAUAUACCUUCUGGCGCACUGAAGCUGCUCACUACCGUGCUCAACAAAUGCCUUACCGAAAGACUGGUACAGAGUGGGAACUUUUAGGUGAUCUUGCUCUUCGAUUGUGGCACGAGGAUGAAGCCAAGGAAGCAUUUGAACAAUGUUUGGACUACAAAUUUUCAGCCAAGGCUUGGAUCAAACUUUUGGAAAUCUACGCAAAAGGUGGCAACGUUGAACGUGCUUUAUUAGCAGCUGUCAAAUUGACAGUUUAUCAUGAACGAUGGUAUCAUGAAAUUGUGUAUCCUACUGAAAUUGCUUGCAAUUUGAACAAGUUGAUCCGUACUGAAGGCUUAUCCAAGAUGCAGAAUGUUUUGACUUCGAUGAACUUGCCACAAGCGGUACAAAAACUGAUGCGACGCUAUUUUGAUUAUGGUGAAUUAUUCAAGGUAGAAGGUUAUGAACUGUGAUUUACACACACACAUAUAUAUAUUCUCUCCUCUCUUCUUAUAUACUGGUUUAGUUUUAGUACCUUCCCCCUCUUCUCCCCGCUUUAUUAUAUUUUUUUUACAUUUUAUUGAUGGAUUUCCUUUUACCAAGAAGAAAAAAAAAAAGAAAAAAGAAACAAUCAAGUCACUAUAUUAUUUAUCGAUGUGCAGUGCACCUCAUUACAAUUUAACACACUUUUUAUACAAUUGAUUCUAAAAUAAAUAUGGAUGAAAAUGUUAUUUUC